This is a messenger RNA of Dendronephthya gigantea, 2985 nucleotides long. RefSeq names its product kinesin-like protein KIF23. Bases 72 to 2693 code for a protein of 873 amino acids. Gene Ontology annotation, biological process: microtubule-based movement. Gene Ontology annotation, molecular function: ATP binding; microtubule binding; ATP hydrolysis activity. The transcript is spliced from 34 exons. Gene Ontology annotation, cellular component: nucleus; kinesin complex; microtubule. The record is from RefSeq and is a predicted model, not a curated record. NCBI's taxonomy places the organism in Eukaryota, Metazoa, Cnidaria, Anthozoa, Malacalcyonacea, Nephtheidae.
GAACGCGGUUAGCUCGAAGUUGAAGAGCUUUGUCCAUUAUUUUUAUUUUCUCGAAGUAUUCUGUGUUUAAGAUGAAACCUUCAAGCACUGCUUCGCCGUAUCCACGAAAGACGCCAAGAAAAACGCCACGUAAACCGUCAAAAUCGAAGCCUACUGACCCAGUCGAGGUAUUCUGUCGCAUACGACCUCUCCACGACAACGAAGAGGAACUCUGUGUCGAAGUUGUUAGCAAAAAUACCAUUCAACUUAAUCCACCACAGAAUUCCCAGGGGUUCAAAUCUGGACACAGAGUAACAGCGACCCAACAUUCAUUUAAACAAGUGUUUGAUGAGGAUAGCAUUCAGAAGAAUGUAUUUGACACUGUUGCCCUUGAUAUUGUCCAUGAUCUGAUUCACGGAAAAAAUGGUCUUAUUUUUGCCUAUGGUAUCACCGGGUCUGGAAAGACGUACACAAUGACUGGAAGUCAAAGCGAUGGAGGUUUAUUACCAAGAGGACUGGAUGUUCUCUUCAACAGUAUUGGAGGUUUUCAAACCAAACCCUGUGUGUUUACUCCUGACAAAAGCAAUGGAAUGGACGUUCAAAGUGAAUCAGAUGCAAAACUUGAUCAUGACAGAAAACAAAAAGAGAUGGCUCUUCUGGCUCUGGGCAAGAACAGAGGUAAUGAUGAUGAUAUCACUGACAUGGUCAGAGUUCCAGAUUGCUUCAAAUUUGAUGAUGUUGACGAAGAUAACGGAUAUGCUGUGUUUGUUUCUUACGUGGAAAUUUACAAUAAUUUCAUCUAUGAUCUUCUCGAGGACAACAAACAAGACCUCAUUUGCCCAAAGGCUCCGGUCUCCAAGCAGCUUCGAGAGGAUAACAACAGGAAUAUGUACGUGCAGGGGGUUACUGAAGUGGAAGUGAAGAGCACAGAAGAAGCUUAUGCCAUGUUCUGGAAAGGUCAAAAGAAACGUCGUGUUGCGAACACUCAAUUAAACCUUCAGUCGAGCCGUAGUCACAGCGUGUUUACAUUGAAACUAGUGCAAGCACCUCUGGACCCUGAUGGAGAAAGCGUUCUUUUGGACAAGGAGGAAGUACGUGUCAGCACGUUGUCGAUGUGUGAUCUUGCUGGAUCAGAGAGGACAAACAGAACAAAAGCUGAUGGUGACAGGUUAAAAGAAGCAGGCAAUAUCAACAAAGAUCUGAUGAAUUUGCGUUCUUGCCUGGAAAUCCUACGCGAAAAUCAAGCUAGCGCGGACGGCUCGCAAACGGGAAAGAUGGUCCCUUACAGAGAGAGCAGACUGACGCAUCUUUUCAAGAAUUUCUUUGACGGUGAAGGAAAGGUCCGAAUGGUGGUGUGUUUGAACCCUAGUGCCAAAGAAUAUGACGAGAGCGUGCAUGUUAUGCGAUUUGCAGAAAUCACGCAGGAAGUUGUUGUCGCACGGCCAACCGGAAUCAAUUCAAACACUGGGCUUGCUCCUGGCAGGAGAAAAGCAAACCAAAUGUUUAAACAAGCAUUACAAAAUAUCAAAGUGGAUGGAUCAGAUGGAAUCGACAAUCCUUUGCUUUUGAAACCCAUCACGACAUUUCCUCCGUUCCCACUGAUGGAGAUGACGAACUCUGAGGAUUGCAUAACGUUGGUGAACCUGCUGAAAUAUCUUCAGGAGCGUGAGCAGAGAAGGGCCACGCUUGAGAAAGAUUUGCAGAGAAAACGAGCGACCUUUAGACAAGAACUCGCAAAGCUUGACAGUCAAACAUCUGACAAGGACAAGAUAAUAACCGAGCUUCAAGCAUCGAAUCUCGAAAAGGAGAGAGAGAUUCAGAAACUGGAAAGAAAGUUAAAGAUGUUCUCGCAAAAGAACGAUGCAUUGGUCAAAACCAAUCAACAACAUCAAGAGAACGAAAAGGGAUUGCAGACUGAGCUGGAUGAACAACGCAAGACGAUAUCAAAGGAGAAACAGGACCGAAUAAAACUAAAACAGACUCUGAAGGGCGUUGUUACACAAGAACGGGAUAAAUGGCAAAAGGAAUGCAACAAACGUGUGAAAGAUAAAGAACUGGAGAUGGAGACCAAGAUCAUAAAAAGCGAGGAAAAAUUACGCCAGCUCAAGGAAAUUGUCUAUAAAGGUGAAAAGAAAAAUGUUCGUCCUUCAAGUCGUGGAAAAGGAUUUUUCAGAUCUCGAUCUCCGCCACCAGUCGCUAAAAAGCCGCCCGUGAAGCUUCGUCACCGUCGUUCAAAAUCGUCUGAUUGUUGGCUCGAACACAAACCUGCCGAGAACUUUGAAACAGAAACGAUUCUUCGCCCGGUGUUGAAAAACAAGAAGACUGUGAAUGUUCCAGAAGAGAAGCACUUCAAAGAAUCCCAGGCUACCAACUACGUACUCGAACACCAGGAGGCCGACUCUCAGGGAGAGUUAGAAACAAAAUUGAUUAAGGGUGAUAUUUACAAAACAACUGGUGGAGGACGUUGCGUACAAUUCACGGACGUUGAAACACUGAAAACGAACUUCGAUGUCGCCCGCAGUCCAGAAAGAAAACGAAGUUAUCCUGAAGAGGAUUUUGAUGAAGCGAAGGGUGAAGCUAUGGAAGACGACACCACGGCUAGUUGGACGGAUGUUGAGACAAGGUGCGCUUUUGGUAUUGAAGGAAGACCUGGCCAGACAAAUCCAAGUAUUCACCACAGUGCAAAACGGCGAAAGUCGGACGAGAAAUCCUAAUACUAUAUACCUUUCGUGGUGUAAAACAAGCGAAAUGAUAUCUUCAUUUUGCUUACAAACAGCAAACGAUUUUUACACAAUUUUAUAUUUUGUUUGAGGAGGUGCUUAUACAUACUUCAUGUAAAUAGUUAGAUAGAUUCACAAUAAUUAUAUAUGCAUGUGAUAACGGGAUUGAUUUAAUUGUCUUUUACCCGGGGCUCGGUAUUGAUAUCAGUCUGGCUAUCUCACGCCAUCGUGUCUAUCCCAAGUAAUAAUAAUAUAUAUCGGUGGAAUAAAAUCGUAAAUAAAUACA